AUGACGAUGACGGCGAGCGCCAAGCAGAGUUCCAAACGAUCGAAAUGGGCGUUAGAUUUCGCCCACAAAACGAAACAAGACAAAAACGUGGAGAUACCGUCUCCACCAGGAUACACGCCCACCGGCUCCCUCUUUCACAACGUGGAGUACAUGAGGGAGUCCGACUCCAAUCAUCUGAUAAUAAAAAAGUCCUGGGACCUGGCGUUAGGACCUCUCAAACAAGUGCCCAUGAAUCUGUUCAUUAUGUACAUGGCUGGCAAUUCCAUCUCGAUCUUUCCCAUUAUGAUGGUCGGUAUGCUCAUCAUCAGGCCGGUCAAGGCGUUGUUCACGCUUCAGCAGACGUUCAAAGUGAUCGAGGGAACGCACGCGUUUGGACAAAAGUUCGUGUACUUCUUAGGACAGUUAGUGAAUAUCGCGUUAGCUCUGUACAAGUGCCAGUCGAUGGGUCUGCUGCCGACCCACGCGUCCGACUGGCUGGCGUUCGUCGAGCCCCAGGCGAGGGUGGAGUACUCGGGCGGUGGUUUCAUGUACAUUUGAUGCGAGGAGAUCGGCAGUCAGUUGGCAUCAAAUUGCAUCACUCGGUCGUAUAGUUUUGCUGGCUCGUCCACUCGUGGUAUCUGCAAAGGAAAUCAGCUUCUAUGAACCGCAAAGUAUUCUCUAAUUUAAUUUAUGUCGUAUAUGUAUAUAUAUGUGUGACUUUGAAUUUCUUUUGAGCAAGUUGAGGAAAAGGAGCAUUCGGCUAUGACAGACAGCUACUGAAUUAUCAGUCUUUUUUUUUA
Ooceraea biroi (clonal raider ant) is the source of this 779-nucleotide messenger RNA. RefSeq names its product ER membrane protein complex subunit 4 (gene EMC4). The record is from RefSeq and is a predicted model, not a curated record. Lineage: Eukaryota; Metazoa; Arthropoda; Insecta; Hymenoptera; Formicidae.